This is a messenger RNA of Blepharisma stoltei, 2909 nucleotides long. Lineage: Eukaryota; Ciliophora; Heterotrichea; Heterotrichida; Blepharismidae. The record is from the annotation of a GenBank genome assembly.
AUGUUCGAACAUGGUAUUCUUCGUAUUCCAGGCGCCCGGCCUUUCCGCAGGUCUUCUAAGCAUGAUAUCCAGAUGCGAGAACAAUCUUGGGACAGCCGAUUUCAUCUAGAUAAACUUCCUGAUUAUGAUGCAAAUAAAGAUCGGCACAUACAAGUUCAUUUAGGCGUGACAAAAAGGAAAAAAAUUAUUGCAGCACCAGGAAAAAUAAGGAAAGCUAAUGAUAUUCCGAAUAGAGUCCCCAAAUCUGCUUCAAAUAAAGGAAUUGGGGUAGGCAAACCGCCAGUAUUGAAGGGACAGAUCUUUAAAAAACUAACUGAUAAUUUAGUAGAACUGUGGGAAGAAAAAGGUGUGCCUGAGUACCAGCAAAGAUUAUUUUUAUUCUUUUUUAAUAGAAAAUAAAAAAAAUUAAUGGCGAUAUAAUAAUAUAAAAACGUAUUCUUUUAAAUAAGGAAUAUCAGCUAUUGAAAAUCUACCAGCAAAACAAAAAGCAAACAAGAUGGUUAAAGAAAUUGAUGAAACAAAUAGUAAUAAAAGCGUCCUUAUACACGCAAUUAAGACGAUAAAUGCAAGAGAGCAAGCUUUAUUAGAGCUGAAAAAAUUGACCCAAAAAGACAGAAACUCGAUUUCCAGACAAGAAUUAGCUGACAAAUUGUCAAAUUUAAGAACACUUUCGCUGAAUGCUGUGGAGCUGAUACAAAACUGGAGAGAAAAAUUAUCAAAUUUAAGCCAGAAUAUGUCGCUAUCAAAAACCCAGUUUCUUAUAAAUGAUGAGAAUUAUUUGAUAAAAAUGAAAACUGAUACUAUUUAUCUUGCAGACACAAUUAUUGCUGACUUAAUUUACAUUUCUAAUAAAUCAGACCCAUUUUUCGUAUAUGCAAGCUCUGUGAGUUUGGGAAAAAUAAAAUCUCCAAGAAAAUUGGAACUUCCAAUAGCAAAUUCUUUACUUACAUUCCUAGCCAAUAUAUAAAUAAUGCGAAUAUUUUUUUUAUUUUUUCGCAAAUACUAUAAAUAUUUUUUUAUAUUUUUUCAUAAUUUAUAUAGUUUUGUAUUAAUUUAUAAGUAUUAGAGAGUUAGUAGGAUAAGAAAAUGUGAAAUGAUUCUAUUAGAAGAAGGGGUGUCCGCUGCGCCUGUUCGAGAAACUUUAUUUGACUUACGAAAUAAAUCUCAUGCUUUUAAUAAUGAUCCGCCUCAAGUAAAUUCAGACAAAGAAAAUGAAGACUCUAAAAGCUCAAGAAGAAGUUCUUCCUGAGGCCGAAAUAAAUCCAACAGAUCUUUAUUCUCAAGAGACAACAGCUGUAAUGCAUCUCCAGAAGAGUCAAAAAUACACAUUUUACCACCAGAAACGCCUGUAAAUAUAGAGCCACAGCCCUUGGUAACUGAAAGGCUUUUUAUUGAGUCUUUAUCUGGAAACAACAUAGAACAACAAAUUGCGGAAUAUUCUAAUAAAGUCCCUGAAAGCCUAAAAGAAGCAUUAGGAAAGCCUGAAAACGCGUAUGUCCUUUCCCAAACUUUAAGAUUUCCAGCAUAUCUCUGGAUAAGACAGCAUCAAAAUAUCAUAGGGUUUGUGAUACUAAAUUUAGAAAACCAAAAAUCAGUACAAAAAAGGCUUAUACCAAUUAAUAAAAAUUAUUAUCAUUUUUAAUUAUUGGAUUUUUUAUAUAUAAAAAUAUUAUUUAAUAUAUAGGAAAGGCUUAUGAUUUCACACAUCUCAGCAGAAUCUCUGCAAGCUUUUGGGGAAAUUUUAAAUAUGAUGGUAGGGUAUAUUUGGGAAAACUACCCAUGCAUUGAAAUUAGAAGUGGGAUAAUUUCAAAAGUCAAUGAACAAGGGAAAUAUGAGGCUGAUAAGUCAAUUAAGGAGCAUUUUGAUAAAUUGGGGUUUAGGUGGAAACAAAUGAUUUAUACUGGAGAUAAAACCCCACUGCAGUUGCUAGGGCUAAGAAGACCUGAAACUGCUCCAUGCGAUGAAAAUUUGCCAGCAAAGCAGCUUUUUGGAGACUCUAUAGAGCUUGCAUAUGGCUGUGCUGCACAAAUUUCAAACAAUUCCAGGACAAUUCCUACCCAUAGUCCUUAUUUCAGCUUAAUCGGGAUUUCUUGCGCACUUCGUGCGCUAGGUCAAUUUUCAUCAGAAUCUGACCUUGGCCACAAAGUCCAAGACCUAAUCGGGAAAAUGCAAGCAUCAUGGGUGCCUCCUGCUUUCAGAUUUCGCAAAGAAAAAUAUGACGGCGCCUUAAACGACCUCCGAUCUAUAGGACUUACCUUAUCAGAUUUCAAAGACGACUCAGAAACCUCCGUUUCAUGUUCAGCAUUAGGCCUUUCCUGGUCCAAAUCUAUGACAACAAUAAUUAAUGGGAUUUCAUAUACCCGCAUCUAUCAAACCCAAAUAAAUAUUAUGAAAUCUGAUGAUUUAUUAGCAUAUAUAUAUUAAAUUCCAUUAAUUUCGCAUCAUUUUUGCUAUAAAAAUAAAAAAAAAUUUACUAUACUAAAUAGGGAUAGUAGUACCCACAGAAGACCCAAAUUUUAGUGCAUUUUUUAUCCCUUGUUCAGAAAGUAACGGAUCUAUGGCUUUUAAUUACGCAAAAGAAGUUUUGUCACGGAUAACCAAAGUGGAGGACGUUAAAGAAGAAAUAUGGAUUCCUGCGUUUUCUAUUGUGGAUGAAAAUAAGCUUGGCGAGCUCAUCAACUCAAAAGUGGCUGAUUUUUCCAUAUCUUCCUGCAGUGAAAUUGUAAAUUUGAAGUUUUUAGCCCCUCUGCAUCCUCAAGGAUCUAUUAUUAUCCAUCCAGAUCCAAAUGCUUUAGUAUUAGAAGACAGUUUUAUUUUUGGAAUCAUGCAUAGCAAAAUUGAUGAAAUGCUCGAAGUUCCAUUCUUCGUCACUUUUGUAAGCCGAAGCGACUUUUCUAAAGCAUUUUAA